Molecule: messenger RNA, 1257 nt
Organism: Pestalotiopsis fici W106-1
Lineage: Eukaryota; Fungi; Ascomycota; Sordariomycetes; Amphisphaeriales; Sporocadaceae
Exons: 2
Coding region: 1-1257 (418 amino acids)
Biological process (GO): lipid metabolic process
Molecular function (GO): phosphoric diester hydrolase activity
Source: RefSeq, a predicted model, not a curated record
AUGCCCUACACAGAUGACGAAGACUCGGGCAAAAUGAAGCGAAUGUCCUCAUUGUCCUUAUCCAGCCCCAAGAAGAAGGGGCUUGUAUUGUUAGAACUCUUCGAUUUCCCUCGUCGUCAAGCUGAAUACCAACCGAUAAAAAGAUCAAGCGUUGAGGAGGUAGAUUCCAUCAUGACGGAAGAAGCAAAUAGUCUCGAACAGGGCCGUGUAGUGCCGCACAGGCGGAAACGACGCCGGGAAGGUUAUCUCAUUUGCGGUAGUCUUUGGGCAUUGACAUUAUUAGCCAUCUUUGCAUUCAUGGACCUUGUGCUCACUAUAUCGCGGGGUCUAUGGGGAUGGGAUGAAGACCCCGAUCGGAUCUUCUCCAAAUGGGGAGAACCGAGCACGGGGACAGAGGGACUUAAGUGGUACCCUACAGACUUCCUCCGAGAUGUACAGCCGAUACCAUGCCACUCACACAACGACUACUGGAGGGCCGUUCCCCUCUUCUCGGCACUACACGCUGGCUGCAUCGGCGUCGAGGCAGAUGUCCAUCUGUUUGACGAUGACGACAAGCUCUACGUCGGACAUGACAGUGCUUCGUUAACCUCGAAUCGAACCCUGCAGUCGCUCUACAUCGAUCCCAUUGUGGAACUGCUGAACCAGACAAACCCGAGAACGGAAUUCUUCAAUGGGACUGACACCAAGAACGGCGUCUUUGACGUGGACCGGGAUCAGUCUCUGACUCUGCUUAUCGACGUCAAGACCAACGGUGCCAAGACGUGGCCGCAGGUCGUCGCCCAGCUUCAGCCUCUCCGCGAGAGAGGAUGGUUGACCUAUGUCGAAAACGGCGUCCGCCACAAUGGCCCCGUCACCGUCGUGGGGACAGGCCACACGCCCUUUGAGCUCAUCAUUGCCAACUCGACCUAUCGAGACUACUUUUUCGAUGCGCCCCUCCACAAAAUGUACGAGGAUCCCGACGGGGUCAUUGACGAGUCAACCAUUGAUAUGACCUACAACUCGACCAAUUCGCACUAUGCGAGCGUAAGCCUGAAGAAGGCCGUUGGGUUGACAUUUCUCGGUAUGAGCAGGGACCAGAUGCGCAUCAUUAGGGGGCAGAUCAAGGGAGCUGAGCGGAGAGGUCUUGCUUCCCGCUAUUGGGACACGCCAGGUUGGCCAGUUGGUUUGCGAGAUGGGAUCUGGCACAAAUUGGCAUAUGCCGGCGUGGGCAUGUUGAACGUGGACGAUCUCAGAAGCGCCACAAGAAAAUUGUGGUGA